AUGAAAAUGCAAAGCAUGCGACAAUUAAGGAGCAUAGGCUCUUUAAGGAAUAUAAGCAUAGCUCUGUCUUCAACGUCCUUAGUACCUCCCAUUCCCAAUCAACCAUUAGAUGUCAAUGACGUGAAAGCUUCUGAAACAUUACCAGACCAGCAUGCAUUGGAGUCUGCGAUUUUCAAAGCUCUAGGUAAUCCUCCUUCUGUGUUGUCAAUCAACUCUCCUCCAUCUGUACCAGUGUACGUGAGAAGAGGAUCCUUAUUAUCAAUAUACGGUUUCAGACAAAUCUCAUCGCCUAGCGUUCUGUCAUCAUUGGAAAUCAUAAGUCCAUUUAAACGCUAUCUUUAUGGAAGAAUCCCCUCGAGCUAUCAAAGGUUGACUGCAACAUCUCCGUUUUCUAUUUUAGUAUCAGCAAUAGCCAGAAACUUUUCAAUUUUCGGAAAUCCUGAGGACAAAACCUUUGCCUCGAUACAUUUAAAUGGGUUUAGAGAUUGGGCUAUUAUAAAUAAAGAUGCUUUACAAGCUUAUACGGGUAACUCUUUGAAUAUUACCUUACACACUUUUCCAAAAACUAUAUCUUCAAAGCUAGCUAAAACCUUCAAGAUUCCCGGGAGAACGCUUACUGGUUUAUUUAAGUGGAAUAAUGCGGGCUAUACUCUUUUAAGUGGGAGAGGCGACGUUGGCAUAGUUGGAAGUGGUUCAGUCUACAACAUAGAUGUUUCUCAGAAUGAGGAAAUUAUCAUUAGCAGGAAAAAUCUCUUAGCAAUAGAGGUCAAUGGACCCUAUGAUCUUCAAAAUUGUGUCAUAAAGCACAAUUCGGUGAUUCAGAAGGAUAAACCAGUUGUGCCUAUACCCAAGGUUAAACUUGAAGAUCAAGUCACGACCAAUAGAUUCUUGAAAUAUUUAAGAGCUACUGGAGGGUUUUUACAUGGCAUAACUAUAAAAACUGCCGAAAUCUUUCGCAGAUUGGUUUUGGAAGAGCUGGAUUUCGUUAAGGUUAUCGGUGCUAGACGGCUUCUUUUGCAAUCAAAGACUUCAGCUGCAUAUUCUAUCGAUUCCCAAUUGUUUUCUCGCUCUCAAUCGCAAAAACAGAGGACUAAUUCCUCUGACUACUUGAGCUACGUGACAGUUAAGAAAGGUGAACGCCCAGAGUUUCAAAGUACUCCUAACUUUGAAGAUACAGUCAAUAAGAUUUCUAAAAGGUAA
This is a messenger RNA of Priceomyces carsonii, 1200 nucleotides long. RefSeq lists its product as uncharacterized. Gene Ontology annotation, biological process: inner mitochondrial membrane organization. The transcript has a single exon. Lineage: Eukaryota; Fungi; Ascomycota; Pichiomycetes; Serinales; Debaryomycetaceae. The record is from RefSeq and is a predicted model, not a curated record. Gene Ontology annotation, cellular component: mitochondrial inner membrane. Bases 1 to 1200 code for a protein of 399 amino acids.